This is a messenger RNA of Paramecium tetraurelia, 874 nucleotides long. RefSeq lists its product as uncharacterized. The record is from RefSeq and is a predicted model, not a curated record. The transcript is spliced from 3 exons. NCBI's taxonomy places the organism in Eukaryota, Ciliophora, Oligohymenophorea, Peniculida, Parameciidae.
AUGAUUACUACACCUGAUAUAAAUGACUCUACAUUUCAUGAACUCUAGAAUGAAAUAUAAAAUCUUAAAUCUGAGAAGGAGGACUUCAAGCAAACUUUGCUAAAGUUGUGGAUUCAGAUCUCCAAAACAUUCAAUGAUGACUUCGAAGAGAUACUGAAGUUAGGCAUCAAUUCAGACGUUGAAGAUAUUAUGAAUGCAAUUCUGAUUGUAGAAGAAGCAAGACAAGAAUAAAUUAAUAAUGAGAGAAAUUAGAUGGUUGCUUUGACCGAACAAUUGAAUUCACAUAAGAAUACUACAGAUUCUGGGAAUGAGGAGUUGAAGGAACUCGAAAAACAAUAUAGAGAAUUGAGCGAAUUGGUCUUGUCAUUGAAAUAAUAGAAUGUCGACAAGGAUCUUCAAAUUGCUACUUUGAAUGCAGAAACUAAUAAGCUCAAAGGGGAGGUUGCUUUGUUGUCAUCUAAAUUGAAUGAGUUGUCAGGUGCUUUGAUUUACGCAAAGGAAGAAAAAAUAAAAUAUAUGGAAUAAACACAAAAUUAGAUCAAGUUGUUGAUGGAAAAGGAUUUACAACAUAGUAGAUAGGUUUAAAUGUUGCAAAUACAAAAAAUUGAACUCGAAAAUAGUCUAAGAAAAAACAAUUAAAGAAAUGAAUAAUCUAUCAAUAUGUAUUGCUAAACUUAAAGAGAAGAGGAAUAGGCUAGAAUGCUUAGUUGUUCUCCAAGAACUACGCAUAUUGAUUUUUCUAAAAUUGUGUAAUUAAGUUUACAAAAUAAGAAGGCUGAAAUGGUAUCAGGAUCUUCGCUUUCUCAAAUUCCCUAUAGAUUUGGUAAAUGAUAAACGUUAAUAAUUAUUAAAUUUUCAAAUAUAAAUAUUAUAA